AUGUCGGAUAUCAACGGGGACUUCGUCCGGACGAACCGGAAUAUCAAACGUAAGCGGCGUCAUUGCGCCACGCGGAGAGUGUUGGACGGAAAAAGUGUCCAUAAAACGUUUGUUCCCGGGGCGAAUUCCUCCGCGAAGUACCUCGCUGAGAAACUAGCACAAGAAGCUCUCGACUCGAAGGAGAUGCAGGAUACUAUUAAGCACUUGACCUCGUUGGAGGGCGGUCGUCAACAACACCAAGUGUCAAGAAGCACGACCGCAAGGAGCAAGGAUCAGAAAAAGCGCAGGGACCGGGAACACCGGAAGCGCAUGAGACACCGGAAAGGGGAUCGGAAACACCGGCACCCGAACCAUCGUUUGAAAAGGAACGGUUCAAAAAAAGAAUCCUCAAAGACGAUGCGUUUAAAGAAGAAUAGCAAACUUAUAACCGAGGGGGAACGUAGCGGGUUCGGGAAGAAAAGUAGUUUGCACCAGUCACUUACUCGUCGAAUAAGAAGGGGCCAUCGGAUAGGGAAGAAGACGAAAAACUUUCGUAGAACGUCAGGGGAUAAUCUCCACUCGGUUAACAAUGAAGAUUGGAAGACUGUCGAAGAACUAAUGAACUCUGGGUCUGUACACGGAAAAUAUACAAACACCGCGGUUUUACGACAAACUGGUAAUGGGAGAGGCGUCGUUCCCAGGAGCGGUAUGAUCGCCCAACUUAUGCUAACGACAACUCGCGACCCGACUAAGAAAAAGCCGGGUGAUCAGGGUGUUGAAUAUUCUGAAUACUAUAACGACAAUGACAAUGAUUCGCCAGUGGCUAUCGGAUCUCCUACUAAACUGGACGAGGCUGCGAAGGACUUGGCGGGAGGACGAAGCAGAUCGAUUCGGGAGGUGCCGGACGACAAUCUUCUUCGUCAAGAUUACGACGGUUCUUCGGAUGAUAAAAUGUCCUCAGAGGACAUCGAAAGGUCCAAAGGAAAUGGCCAAAAAUCCGUGAAAGUUAUAGAAGAACCACUGAACUCCAUGGAGUAUGUAGACAGCACUUAUGGGUCACUGCAGGUGAACCGUGUCGCAGAGAACGAGAGAAUGCCUCAGUACUUGACCAAUUAUAAUUAUAUUUCUGAUAAGGGAGUGCAGAUACCGGUUGGGGCGUUACAGAUCCCGUAUCAUCCGCUAAGUAACCCUUCAGCAGAUCCUUCAGCAGUGGGACAACCGAUAGCGAAACAAUUCUCGUCGGACGAGCAGGGGAUGCUCAACAAAAAUUUUCUCAUAACAACGGUGAAUCCAAUUCCGUUCAUGAGCAAUGCGCAGUUACCUGCUUCCGGUCAACUUGAGAUCCUCGAUAGUGACGCGUUGUCUCAAUUGCCGCAGCCAAACUUCGCCGAAGGUGAACAGUUUGCUGCUUCCACCGGCUCGAGAUCCAGCAGGUCCAGUACUGAUUCUGUGACUUUCACUUCUGGUUUGGCGACUCUUGGCGCAAGUACAUCCGUAGCACCAGUGCCGAAGUUGAGGAUGACACCUGUGUCGGUUGGCACCAAUGCGGCGUCUUCUAGACUUCGAAGCGUUAGACCAGCUGCGGAAGUUGCGUAUUUAAGUUACCACGAUGGAGUUGAGGACAUUCAAGGUCUGGAUCAAAUUGAAGCAGCAGCAUCUCGGGAAGUUGUACCAAAAAAUGGCACUGCUGAAAAGGAUAUAAGUAGAAAUACCAGUUCCACGAAAUUAGACGCCCGCACAUCUGCGACGUCGACUCCGUCACAUUUGAACGAUCCAAAAAAUAACAGCAAUAGUAACGUUGUUAAUGGUGUGAGUAACGUCACAUUGCCUGCCGCGUCAUCUCUGGCUUCAUUCAAUCCCAAACCCUGCACUCCAGAGCCAGCAAACGUAACGUUGAAAACAAAUGAGACGAAGGCAGUCGCUAGCCAGAUACUCAGUGAAAUCAUAGACGAGCUGGAAGAAUUGAAGUUAGAAAAUCCAAAAGAUGAGCAAAAGGAAGGCUUACCAUGCAGACUGACAGGGUCCUGGGUGACCACGAGAGCGGGCGUUCGAAUUGACAUGGAAGUGACGAAUCACAGCGUGAAAGCCUCUCUUGACCAUCUUACGCCACCAUCGGUCUCUGAAGGCCUUCUGAACGUAACUUGGAACGUGACUGGUUUUGCACCUUUCAAACUGGGAGGUCCUUUCACUCUGUUAGCAACAGAUAAUCACACCAAAACGCUCGCUGUCUUUGUCGGGGCAUGCAAGGUUUGCCAAGGUAUCGACACUAUAGAAGGAUCAUGGGUAGUUUCACGGGAGCCAAGGGAUUGCCGAGACUUUCAAAUGUCGAACAGUAUUUUCAACGAAAUUUUCAGACGAACGCGUCUUUUCUCGGCGAUAAAAGAGAAACAAAUGAAACACGAUGCGGUAUCUUUGAACACGACUACUACCCCGGGUAGUAAUUCCUCGAUAUCAGAGAGUACAAGUCCUGGACACGAAAGGCUGGUCGAUUUGAGCAAACUCCACAAUCAAACUACGCCAUCAGUUUACGGAACGAAAUGA
Neodiprion fabricii is the source of this 2520-nucleotide messenger RNA. RefSeq lists its product as uncharacterized. Lineage: Eukaryota; Metazoa; Arthropoda; Insecta; Hymenoptera; Diprionidae. The coding region runs from base 1 to 2520 and encodes 839 amino acids. The transcript is spliced from 5 exons. The record is from RefSeq and is a predicted model, not a curated record.